Molecule: messenger RNA, 1898 nt
Organism: Hippocampus zosterae (dwarf seahorse)
Lineage: Eukaryota; Metazoa; Chordata; Actinopteri; Syngnathiformes; Syngnathidae
Product: transmembrane protein 235-like
Exons: 4
Coding region: 257-865 (202 amino acids)
Cellular component (GO): apical plasma membrane
Source: RefSeq, a predicted model, not a curated record
UCACCCUGCCUGCGGGUGAAUCACCCGUCAGUGUCUUCAUCACUUACACAAGCAUCUCCAGUUGUUAUCUUUUAGCGGAGAAAGUGACCAUAAAGUAUUAUUUUCUUUCGAAUAUUCUGCGAUAAACUCAAGAGCGAUCGAGACGGACUAACAGUGAUAUAAGGAACGGGCGGUGUGGAGAGCUUCUACGCGUUUGAUUUUUUUUUAAACAAAUGCAGAAAAUGUGCUGAGUAUUAGAAUAAUUGUCAUCUUCGCGAUGGGGUACGAGUUGGUGGUCCUCUCUGCCGGCUGUUCGGGUUUGCUCAGCUUUUGCUUCCUCGCCGUUUCAAUCGGAACUGAUUAUUGGUACAUUAUCGAUGUGAAUAAACCUAACUACACUGACUCCGCGGAGCUGAGUUCCUACUCUGGACUGUGGAGAAUUAAUGAAGGGUCAAACAAGAGUUCGAUCAUCCCUUCCUUUACGGCAAACAUGUCCGCCCUGUCUGAAGUGGAGAGGCACCUUCUCAAGCUGCACAAGGCGGUGGUCAUCAUAUUGCCACUGGGCUUGGUGCUGCUGGUGUUUGGUUGGAUUUUCGGGCUCGUCAGUUCGUUGGCCUGCAGCCCGAAGCUACUGACCGGAACUGCAUUCUACUUUCUCAUCUGCAGUCUCUUCACCGUGACUGGGGUAAGCCUCUACAUCGAAUACUCCAACAAGGCCAUGGAGGAGUUCCAGCGCGUCGUGGACCCAAAAGAGCUCGCUUAUGUGAAGGUGUCAUUCGGUUGGUCCUUCACCAUGACUUGGAUCUCCUUCGCUUUGGAGCUGGCUGCCGGCCUGCUUCUACUGCUGGCUGCUAAGAUCACCCAAAUGAGAGGACGCUACGACUGAGGCAUCGCCGUCACUUUGUGAAUGUCAAAAGUCUGCGGGGAUUGCAGUUGACCUUUUGUUAAGUCACAACCCCCUAAAAAAAGGCACAAACACAAUCCAUUCAUCCUUCUCAAGGUGGAGCCUAAUAACCCCGGACUGGUUGCCAGCCAAUCAAACAAGUUGUGCCUCUCCCUAAGAAUGCACACAACCCCGACCUCAGAACUGAAAGGCAGAUCACCCACUAGGCCACCGUACUGUGUAGAAUAAAAUUUUGACCACAUUUUUAUUUAUUUGAACCUUUUUUUAAUUAUAUUAUUAUAUUUAUAUUUUAUAUUUUUUUAUAUAUUAUUUUUUUUAAUAGUUCAGCUUCCAAAACCCCAGACUAACCCAGACAAAUUGCAAGCUGCUGAUAAAGCACUGCGCACCCUUCUGCCUUCUGUUUCAGUCUAAAAUGUCAUUUUUUUUCCCCACCCCCAAAAUUUGAUAAUGCUCCUCCAGGGAGUGCAGACAAUGUCAGUUUCCAGAGCUUGAUGCUAGCAACGGUUACCAAGGCGGAAUGGGUCUUAGCGAAAGGUCAAUAACUGUAAGAAAAAAAAAAUGCUACAAAAGCCUACUUUAUUCUAUGUGACUAUGGUGCAUAAAGUUCAAUUCUUUUUGUCAUUUUAAUGUAUUUGUUUUUUUACAUUUAAUCAUGUAUAUAUAUAUAUACUGUACAUAUCACUGUACAAUCAAUUCAGCUCUACCAUAUUGUUCACCACACACCAAUCCAAGUUAAUUAUAUCAGCAGGCCAAAACAUGAAAGGUAACAGUCGUAACUAAACAAAUGAGAUUUGAUGAAGCAUUGUUGCACUUCAGUCAAAAUGUCACUGGAGACAAGUCGUGUUAUGAGUUUGUGUCAUGUACAGUAUUAAUCGGGUCGCAACGUCAACAGGUAGAGCUCAGUGCACCAUGGGAAAUCACCGCGUGAAUCGAGGUCUAAUCAAGCCCGAGUCAACCCGAACAAUAAGAUGUGGAAAGCUGCAGGAUUGAAAAGUGCAAGAUUGGUUCCUAUUAA